GUGGGGGUUGGGUCUCUCGUGAGAUCAACUUUUCUGCGGACUGACGCGUGCAGUCGAUAGUCGAGAUCGUUUCUUCAAUGUGCGUUGUACAGACGGAUUGUACUGACAUUGUAAUUUAAAGUAGCUCGCUUUGUAACAGAUUAUUAUAAUUAUUUAUCUUUUAAAAUUUAUUUCGAGAAAAAAUUACGUCCAUAAAAAAAGACAAUACUGAAGUGAGUAAGCAAUAGUUUUAAUUGAGGCAACAGAUUGAAAGUCCUCUGGUCAUCAACUGAGGGCUGGCACCCGCAAAUACCCUACGUCCAUUGGCUUAAUCAAGGAGGCACCCCUGAUUUACUUGGGGUGCACAUCUACUCCACGGAGCAAACAGUGAGACAGAGACUUCCAGUAGAUCAACGAUUCUUCUCAAAGAAAAAUUAAUUGCACUUAUACAACACCUGCAGUGAAUCAAGUAAUAAUCGUGUUAUGUGAAAAGUGAUGCAGUUAGUAAUAGUUAAAUAAAUUUUUGUGACAAUCAUCAAUUUUUAGAUGUUCUAAAUGCCAUCCGCCGAUUUGUUCACUAUCAAAAUUCCGAAAUGUGUUUUAAAUUUGUAGAAACAAAUAUUAACUUUUUAGUGCAGUACUGUAUAUGAAGCAGGAGCUUCGAUGACACUUAACAAUGUUGAUUCGAAAUUUAAAACACUUGUGAGUGCUGUUUGGUGAGCGGUGAAAUUAUACUAAGCGAGUAAAAAAUCUCAAGUUUGUGACGAGUUGAUGAACAUGAGACUUUGGCUGGUACUCAGCGCACUCGCGGUAACGAUGCCCACGUUACCAGCUGAGAUCAGUAGAAAUAAAAACAGGGGUCGAGGAUCUAUGUGGUGGGGUAUUGCGAAAGCUGGAGAACCAAACAAUCUUUUACCAAUGUCUCCAACAUCUCUACAUAUUGAGCCAGCAGUUUAUGCAACACUCAGAAGAAAGCAGAGAAGACUUGCGAGAGAAAAUCCCGGGGUUCUAAGCGCCGUAAAGAGGGGUGCUAAGCAGGCUAUCUUAGAAUGUCAGCAUCAGUUUCGUAACCGUCGGUGGAAUUGUUCAACUAAGAAUUUUCUUAGGGGAAAAAAUCUCUUUGGCAAAAUCGUCGAUCGAGGAUGUCGAGAGACAGCUUUUAUUUAUGCUAUCACUAGUGCUGCAGUAACACACAGUAUUGCAAGAGCAUGUAGUGAGGGAAGCAUUCAAUCUUGUUCUUGUGAUUAUACUCACCAAUCAAGAGCUCCUUCCACUAUUCGAGACUGGGAAUGGGGAGGAUGCUCCGACAAUAUUGGUUAUGGAUUUAAAUUCUCGAGAGAAUUUGUUGAUACCGGUGAACGAGGACGAAAUUUGCGAGAGAAAAUGAAUCUGCAUAAUAAUGAAGCUGGUAGAGCCCAUGUUUCAGCAGGAAUGCAUCAAGAGUGCAAAUGUCAUGGUAUGUCUGGUUCCUGCACAGUGAAGACAUGUUGGAUGAGGUUACCAAACUUCAGGGUAGUAGGUGAUAAUCUCAAAGAUCGCUUUGAUGGUGCGUCCAGAGUGAUGAUUAGUAAUUCCGACAGAUUGCGUGAUAACAGCAACGCGAUAAUGAGCAAUUCAGCCAGUAAUUUAGUUCAUGGGCACAGAGACGGUUUGGGCAGAAAGCAUAGGUACAAUUUUCAAUUAAAACCAUAUAAUCCCGAACACAAGCCUCCGGGGCAAAAGGACUUGGUAUACCUUGAAUCAUCACCACCGUUUUGUGAAAAGAAUUCUAAACUGGGUAUUCUCGGUACUCAUGGAAGGCAGUGUAAUGACACUAGCAUAGGUGUUGACGGUUGUGACCUCAUGUGUUGUGGCAGAGGGUAUAAAUCGCAAGAAAUUAUUGUUAUUGAGAGAUGUAAUUGCGUAUUUCAUUGGUGCUGUGAAGUUAAAUGCGACGUUUGCGCGAUAAAGAAAAUGGUACAUACUUGUUUAUGAAGUUAGAUUGUGUCAUCGGUGUCUCUUUUAAUUUCUGAUGACAAAAAAGAGGAAAAAAUAAAAACAAAAUAUUUAUACAGCCAAGUCAAUGUAGAGAUAAAUUGUAUUGCUUCAUAGUUUAUAAAGCAGACGAGAUUAACCGGUUAAAUCGGUUUCGAGAUUAUUAUUAUUAUUAUUAUUAUUAUUAUUAUUUUAUUGUACAACUUGAGUCAAAAGUGUAAUGACACAUAGAGUAUACGGAGAAGAGUUUUUAUUCUUGUUAAACUCAGGCUCCAACAAUGCCCAGUAUUAUACGAAAUAAAUAAUUAUUUAUUGCGAUGUUUGUAGACGUGUACUAAAGACUGAAAGGGAAAGCAUUUUAUACUUUACUUUAAGCACUAAUUGUCUCGAAAAGCUAAUUUUCGAGUUGCCAUUGUACAUACGAUUGUUAAUAUCUUAUUAUAGUUUCGCAUUUCGCAUAUUUUAAGAAACUUCAAGUUUAUAAUGUGUCCUACUGCGAUAUGCGAACCAAAAGGAUACUUUCGAAUUAAUUUAUUUAAUACAUACUCAAGAAGUAAAAAAACUAAGUAGUUACGUAAGUGCAAAAUUGUAAAUAGUGAUGUUAUAAAUGAUUAAAACUGUAUAAACGUAAUAUUCUCCGUGCCAGUUGGCUUUGUAAAUAUAUUUAAUAUACGCAAAAUAAAAAAGCAAUUCAUUAUUUCUUAAA
Leptopilina heterotoma is the source of this 2659-nucleotide messenger RNA. It is a transcript of the gene wg, whose product is annotated as protein Wnt-1. The transcript has 4 exons. Gene Ontology annotation, biological process: canonical Wnt signaling pathway; multicellular organism development; cell fate commitment. Bases 751 to 1953 code for a protein of 400 amino acids. Gene Ontology annotation, molecular function: frizzled binding; cytokine activity. Lineage: Eukaryota; Metazoa; Arthropoda; Insecta; Hymenoptera; Figitidae. The record is from RefSeq and is a predicted model, not a curated record. Gene Ontology annotation, cellular component: extracellular region.